UGUAGCAAAUGGACAAUGCAGUGCACACGUUUGAGCAGUUGGUCCAUCAGAGUCUAGACGGCCACAGCACGGAGGAUCUCUGCAAGACCAUCCAGCGCUGUCAGGACCGUGUACUCAAAAAAUAUGACUAUGACAGCAGCACAGUGAGAAAGAAGUUCUUCAGGGAGGCUUUGCUUCAAAUUAUUAUACCGUACAUGCUGAAACAGCUCUCCCCUUCGUGUUCACCGGUUGGUACAAGGAGUCAGCCUUUCUCAGUGACGUUGUUUUAUUGUUUUUUUCCAUUGUUUUUAUGCUAAUAGGUCAUUUUUCCUACUGUUAGUCUUUUAAUAUUUCUCAUAUGUUAAUGGGGCUCAGGCCAAAAAUGGCACCAAAAGAGAUAAAAUG
Sinocyclocheilus grahami is the source of this 384-nucleotide messenger RNA. RefSeq names its product niban-like protein 1. The transcript has 2 exons. Bases 9 to 296 code for a protein of 95 amino acids. Lineage: Eukaryota; Metazoa; Chordata; Actinopteri; Cypriniformes; Cyprinidae. The record is from RefSeq and is a predicted model, not a curated record.